UUCCGAGUCAACACACCAAUAAAUAUUAACUUUUUGUUUAAGUUACAAAAUAUAAAAAUUAUCACACAAAUCUGAGAUGUCGGUAAUGUGGACAACGCCGCUAGUGAUGUGCAAACGUGACUGGGACCGCCUCCAGAGAUGGUCCGACAUGGAUAAAGAGGAUCCAGAAAUUAUUCGCAAACGAGAAUACCUGCAGUUCCUUGCUGAUCAGAGCAAGGCCAUGACCAAGACUUGGCCCAACUCGUUAGAAAACGUGAACCGCCGCAACGAGGAGGCGCGGCGCGCGCGCUACGCCGCCGCCGAGGAGGCCAACGCCAAGUUCUACCGCCAGUACGUGAAGCGGAUGAAGCAGCAGCAGCAGAGGCUGAUGCACAGCGCACGGGAUACUAUCUUCAAGAAUAAAGACGCGCCUAAGCUGCUGCUGAGUGCUGUAAUCGAGUCGGUAGUCCAGAAGGAGCGCAGCGAACAGGUCAAGUUCAACAACGAACGCCGCCGGGAAGCCGACGAACGGAAAGCGAAGGAUGAAGCCGACAUCUACUCGAAAGCAAAGCAUUGGCACGAGGAGAAUGAGGAGCAGCGGCGGAGGAGGUUCCUGGCCAACAAGGAACAUCAGAGGGAGCUCGCUGAACAAAUCAAGGAGAUAUCUGACAAGAACCGCCGGCAGUACGAGGAGGAGCUGAGCCAGCAGCAGGAAGACAACGUGAAGGCCAACCUGGAGAUGGAGGCCAUUAGGGAGUUUGAAGAGAACUUGAAAGCGGAAGAGAAGGCGCGCCUCCACCGCGCCACACGGCAGAGCCUGGCGGAGCGCGAGGCUGCGCUGGCGGAGGCGGCGGCGCGCGGCCGGCUGCAGGAGCAGCUGCAGGAGGCGCUGCGGCGCGCGCGCGCCCGCGUGCAGGACAGACAGCGGGCCACUGAGAGGAUGAUAAAAGAAGAGAAGACGAAGAUAACCCGCAACAUCACCGCGGCGCUGCAGUCGACUGAGGGCGAGCGAGACGCCAAGGAGCAGGCGAGCCGCGACCGCGCCGUCAAGGAGAAGAUCGCUCUCGAGGACGCGCGCGCGGCGGCCGCCACACAGAAGCAGCUUCAACUGCGCGCGGAGCGGACGGCGGCGCACGCCCAGUAUUUGCGCGACGACGCGGAGAGGAUAAGGGAGGUGGGCGCCGCGAGGCAGUGGGAGAUGCUUAACAGAUACAAAAACAACGAGGUCUACGAAGAAUUCUGUGAGAAACAGCGGCACACUAAAGACAAAAACACAGAAGAAUAUCGAAACACGUUAAUCAAACAAUGGCAAGAGCGAGAGGACCGCGACAAGGCGGAGCGCAACGCCACACGGCGCUUCUACGGCGAGCUGGCGGUGAAGAAGAUGAGGGCUGCUGAUAACAAGCUGCUGACUCAUGCAGCCGCCCUGGUGGCGGAGGCGAGGCGGCAUGAGCGACCCACCUUCCCUAUUGAGAGGGCUGUUCAGCGCUACUGCCUGAUGAACCGUCUGCUGCCGAUGCCGGACCUGCCGGACUCUCAGCAGGAACACUUCCCGCGGUACCGGACCGUCGACUUAACCAAACCGGACCCCGAUUACAAAGAGCCGCCGUCUCCGCCGGCGCCCACAGACGAGGCGGGGGCGUCCCACGGAGACAUUCAACAACUGGUCUCCAACACCGUGGAUGAAUCCACUGAGAAACCCCCACAGGAACCUCAGAAAGUGACUUCGGAUGAGAAGUGGAAGACGGUAGGGAGACGACAUGGCCUCGGUGAUAUUACAAAGGACUCUGAGUACCAAGAAUCGCAGGGGAAAACGAAGAAAGACUCGACACAAGAACAAGACUACAAGAGACAGGGAAGGGCCAACGGGAUGCAACAAAAAUAUGACUUUGGAUGCAAAUGUUCGUCAGGGAAAUAAAAUGAAACAAGGUCUUAGAAAAUAUUAUAAUAAUUUAUUCGAUAUCAACUUUUCGGGCUGUUUUUUUUUUUUUAAUUUACCUACUUAUACGCUUUCCUAUUCUUCUAGUCUAUUCAAAUAUAGAGAGAUUGUCUAUGGCACCACUAUUUGUGAAUUAAAUAUAACUGUGACUAGAGAAAGAGUAGGUUUUGUUAGUGAGAAAUUGAAUUUUGUGAGAACUUUGACAAUUAAAUUGCAAUUUUAACUCUA
Messenger RNA from Plutella xylostella (diamondback moth), 2146 nucleotides. RefSeq lists its product as uncharacterized. The record is from RefSeq and is a predicted model, not a curated record. Lineage: Eukaryota; Metazoa; Arthropoda; Insecta; Lepidoptera; Plutellidae.